AUGAUUUUUUACAAUCUGAGUGGUGUGGAGAGGUUAAACGUUGAUGUCUCCUUGUUGCGAGACGAGAAUGCGCAGCUGCAGUCUACGAAUUCUGAGAUGGAGAAAGUGUUGGCGGAGAAAGAGAGUGAAAUCUCGAAAUUUGGGGAAAGAGAGAGUGAGUCAUCUGCGCGGAUUGUGGCAUUGGCUGCCGAUGUGAACAAUCUCCGAGAGCAAUUAGGGCAUACAAGUGAUCAGAAAAGUGAGGCAGAGAGGGUUAUUGAGAAACAGCGUGGAGAAAUGUCAGAGGCCUUGAUUCAGAUUGAGAAUUUGAAAGAGGAAUUAUCGUUGGCGGAGAAUCGGAACACUGAAUUAGGGCACAAGAUUGUAGAACAGGAAAGAGAGAUGGAAGAACACAGAGAUGAACUGCUGAGAUUGAGUGAGGAGCAUACGCAAUUGGAAGUCCGGUUUAGGGAUUGUCAUGAGAGACUCGUUAUAUCGGAGAAGAGGACAGAGGAGAUCUCUGAUCAAUUCCGAGGUAGCAUGACUGUUAAAAAUCAGGACAUCGAUCAGCUUGAAGAAACUAUAGAAGACCUGAAAGCAGAGCUGGAGAUUAAAGAGGAUGAACUUAGCUCAUUGGUAGAGAAUAUGAGGGCUACUGAGGUUAAGCAGCGGCUGUCGGGUCAGAAGCUCCGGAUCACGGAGCAGGUAUUGAGUGAGAAGGAAGAGAUCCACCAGAAGAGAGUUGAGAAGUUGCAGGAAGAAAAGGAGUUGCUUGAAGGGAGGAUUGCUUCGUUGGCCGGGAUAGUUUCUAUAUACAAGGAAGCUCAACUGAGUCUGGUUGGAGAAAUCUCUGAGAAGAUGAAUGAGACCUUGAAUGGGAUUGACACAUUUAGUAUGAAGUUUGAGGAGGACUACGGCCACUUGGAGUCGCGGGUUUAUGAAAUCGGGAAUGAGCUCAAGGUUGUGGUGAACUGGAUUACUGGGAACAAUGCUGAGAAAGAUGAGAUGAAGAAGGAGAUUGGGAGUUUAGUUGAGCGAGUGCUGGUGUUGAAAGAGAAGGUUAAUGAGAUGGAGAUGAUAAUGCAGAAGAACGAGGAGGAGAGGAAAAACCUAAGUGAGACGGUGCGACAACAUGAGGAGAAGGCGAAGGAGUUGAAGAUGGUGAUAGAAGAGAGGGAUGGGAGGUUGGGAGAAUUGGAGAGAAAGAUGAAUGAGAAAGACAGUGGUAUGUUGAGCUUGAGCGAGGAGAAGAGAGAGGCGAUAAGACAGUUGUGCAUUUGGAUCGAUUUUCACCAUGAUCGGUACGAAGAUCUGAAAGACAUGAUGUUGAAGAAGAGGGGUGGAACAAGGCAGAUUGCUGCUUGA
Salvia splendens (bonfire salvia) is the source of this 1344-nucleotide messenger RNA. Its product is annotated as COP1-interactive protein 1-like. Gene Ontology annotation, molecular function: structural constituent of cytoskeleton. The record is from RefSeq and is a predicted model, not a curated record. Lineage: Eukaryota; Viridiplantae; Streptophyta; Magnoliopsida; Lamiales; Lamiaceae. The transcript has a single exon. The coding region runs from base 1 to 1344 and encodes 447 amino acids. Gene Ontology annotation, cellular component: cytoskeleton.